Molecule: messenger RNA, 2550 nt
Organism: Sarcophilus harrisii (Tasmanian devil)
Lineage: Eukaryota; Metazoa; Chordata; Mammalia; Dasyuromorphia; Dasyuridae
Gene: TRIM44
Product: tripartite motif containing 44
Exons: 6
Coding region: 322-1113 (263 amino acids)
Molecular function (GO): zinc ion binding
Source: RefSeq, a predicted model, not a curated record
CAGCCGCAGUCGCAGCCGCAGCAGCAGCAGCUGAAACGUUGCUGCAUGGGAGCCCGGGAGGAAGGCUUCCCCCGGCAGGAAGCGGCCCAGCAGGGGGGAAGGGGGUGUCGGGGGGAAGUGGAGCCUCUGUAGAGGCUCUCAUCCCGGGGCUGGGAAGGGAGAGUCUCGCCAGGGCCUGCAGGCUUCCUCCCCGGCUCCGGCCCGCGGCUGGGGGUGGGGUGGGGUGGUCAUGGACAGAGCUCGCGCGGGCUGGCUCCAGUGAUGCUCUUCUAGGUCGGCCCGGCCCCCGAGCCUCCAUCUGGCUCCCAGGCCACGGGCGGCAUGGCCUCGGGAGCCGGCCCGGCCCUCGAAGACCUCCCCCACGACGGCACGUGCGACGCCUGUGAGCCCGACGAGGCCGAGCGGGCGGUGCAGCUCUGCGACAGCUGCGGCUUCUGCUACUGCCAGCCCCACGCCCGCGAGCACCGCCAGAGGUACCGCAGCCACCGGCUGUGGGACUACGGGGGUCCCGACGGCGGCCGCGAGGAGCCCGAGAAGCUGGAGAGGAAGAAGUGCUCCGAGCACGGCCAGGAGCUGAGCCUCUACUGCAAGGAAGACGAGCAGAUCAUCUGCACGCUGUGCGCAGUGGCGGGCGCCCACCAGCAGCACCCCCUCAGCACCUUGGACGAAGCCUACGAGAUCAUGAGGAAUAGAGAACCGGUGGAUCUGAAGGUGGCCAUGUUAGAGAUGGUGGAGAGGCUGAAAUUCAAGUGCGGGGACCCCAGAGUGAGCCGGAGCGAGAUGAAGAUCUGUAUCCAGCAGGAGUUUGACAAGGUUCGGAAGCAGGUCUGUGAGGAGGAGCGCAAGGCUCUUCACCUAGUAGACCUCCAGGAAGCCGUGGCCACCGCUCAUGUGACAGAGGUCCUGGCAGAAAUCCACGUCCACAUGGAGAAGUUGAUGGCUGAGAUGGCAGAGAUCAGACACCAGCUCGACGCCUUCAAUGAACUGGCUUCCAUGAAAUCAGAGAUCAGAGAUGAAGAAUUCAGACUCAAUCCUUUCCCAGCCAUCCCUCCAAACCGAGGGUCUCAUAGGUAUGACGAUGAUGAUCCUUCAUCAGCCAACGGACCCUUCUGAAAGGUGGACACCAUUGUUUUGCUGGAUGGAAGAGAGCCUUGUCAGGAAAACCCCUCUCCACUCAGCCUACUAAACAGGAAAACAUACAGAAGAGAAAAAAAAAAACAAAAAAACAAUGAAUGCUUGCUUGUUUGUGGCAGCAGCAACACAAAGUCCUCCGUUCUUCGUGUGUAUGUGAAUGUGUGUGUGUUUUCACCCUCCUGCUUUUCCAUGAACUUUCCAACAAGAGCUGCAUCCCCAGCCCUGCCACCAGACAUGCAUCUCACCCAGGCUCUGGUCUUCUGUCUGCCAUGUGCCCUCCAUUUGGGUCACAGUGGGCAUCAGGAGUAGUUCUGUGCCAGGGCCCUGGGUGGAAGAGUCCUUUGUGAAAUCUCUGAGAAGCAAGCUGGCUCUGACUCAAGAAAGGCUGUUCUCUAGAUGCAAGAAGAACCCAGCAGAAUCCAAAGCUAUCAGAGGUGGGCAGGGGGUUCAUUUCUCCCUGCCUGCCAACAAGAGAAAAAUCCACUUUGGUUCCAUUGCAUCAGGACAAAGUUGGAACCAGUCAUGGAGUCCGGGUACUGACGCUCCCCAAAAGUUUGACUCUGGUGUCUUGAAGGGGUGUGGCCAUUAAUUAAGAUGGAUGCCUUUGCAAUGAAGGAAAGAAAUAGCCAUGUGAGUCUGAAAGAUGCCCAAGUGUUUUCAUUGAUAGUUAGCCAGGACUUUGGUUUCUUAAUUCUGUCCUGGGAGAUUAACCCUUGACUUUGGGGAAAGUUUGCUUCAGCUGACUGACACGCUAAUUGUCCAAGUCCUCAAGGUCAUCUCCUGAAGGUUCUUAGACCCAUUUUGUCAGAGCCUGGCUUCUCUUGGGAAUUCUGUAUGUUCCCAUAUUACUCAUGACCAUAAAAAGGCCAGAAUAGUCAUGAAAAUCAAGUGGUAGCUUUGGCGGGGGAUUCUGUACUCCUUGUUUAAAAAUGAGUAAGCUCCUUGUAUCCAAGUGACGUGUUGAGUUGAUUUUCCUCCCAAAUUUAUGGUUUUCUGCCAUCUCAUAACUCCUAGAAGAUAGCCAUCCUUUAAGUCCUUUCUACCCAGAAACCUCUAAGGUAUUUCCAGCACCCUCCCUUCUCACAGAGAAUCACGGACAACCAGAGAAGGACUAGAAGUCGGUUUCUUUGCCCAUCUUGGUCUGCAAGCUCACCUUCCUUUGCAAGCUCUGCUCUUUGGGACACAGCACCAUCAAGUUUCCUUCUGACUCCUGAAGCCAGAACCAAAGAAAAAAGCCUGAUCCCUGAGGAUGGAAGCCCCAGUAGACCUGCUGUCUUGUAGCUUGGUGGUUUUCUGCUCUGGGGUGAGGGAGCUGGGAGACUUAAGGGGGUGGGUGGGCAAUGGUUUGCUGCAACUGGUACCCAGAGAUGAAAAUGGAAUUUGUUUUCUCUUGAAAUUCUGAUUUUUGCUGUUGAA